AUGUAUAAAAAUGUGGAAGAUGCAAUUAAAAUAGAAUCUAAUCCUGAUUUAGAAUUAUAUUUUCAGUGAGCAAGGGCACAUGAAAUUAGAUGAGAUAAAAUUGAAUAUCCUGUCCUUUUCCCUCCCGGAUAUAUAGGAUCUAGAGCCAUUGCUUCUAUAGAGCCUGAAGAAUCGAUCAUCACAGUUCCUAACAAUAUGCUGAUUACUACCAAAAUUGCGUUUUUAAGCGAAAUAAAACACAUUUACGAAGAAAAUCCAGAUUUAUUCAGUAAAAUCAAUCCUCGAUACGAAGAGCUUAUUUUGAUCACUUUUCUAAUAUGAGAGAAAUGCAAGGGAUCUAAUUCUGUUUGGUAUGAAUUCAUUAUAUCUCAGCCUGUGCAAGUUGAAAUCUUACAAGAUUGGUCUAUUGAAGAAAUUCAGCAACUUCAAGAUGAAGAUUUAGAAUAUGAAGUAAAAUAAAUUUAGUCACAAUCACAACUUUCAGCUGAAAUAAAGCUGUAUUCAGAUUGGAAACAAGCAAUUGAAAAAUACCCUCAAUAUUUCCAACCAAACAUGCUAGAUUAUGCAGAAUUUAACUGGGCGUAUAAGCUCAUAGGCACAAGAGCAUUCGUAAAAUUCGUCCCGCAUUGAACUUUGGCACCAAUAGCAGAGCUUCUUAACCAUCAUAAUACAAGUACUUUUUAUUGCUACAAUUUUCCUAAUGAGAUCUCACUCCCCUCCCCCCUUUAAAUUGGAACUAAAAAUUUUGUUCCAAUUUAAAGGGGGUUAAUUGUUUUUUUUAAAAAAAAUAUCAAUAUAAAAUGUUUUAUAAAAAAAUAUAAAAAUUUAAAAAAAAAAAAUUUCAAAAACUUAUCGAAUUAGAUCUAUAAAUUUAUUUAAUAAAGCGCUAUUUACUCUUUAUCCUUUAAAACAAAGCAAGAUAUAACUAAAUUUUCAUUAUUAGUUAAUACGCCACUAUUAAUUGGUAUCAAAAUUAUUUACACAAAAAUUAUUAUUUUUAUUGAUAAAAAAAAAUUAAAAACAAAAAAAUUUUUGGGAAAUUUAUCGAUCAAAGUGCUAAUUUUGUUUAAAUAAGAUGUUAUUUAUACUCUAUCCUUUAAAAUAAAGCAAGAAAUAAGUAAAUUUUGAAAUUUUAUAAAGAAUUCCUAUUGAAAUUUAUAUCAAAACUAUCCAAAUAAAAAAUAUCAUUUUUAUCAAAAAAAAAAAAAUUUUUUUAAUAAUUUUUAAAAAAAAAAAAAAUUAAUUUUUUUUAAAAUUUACCAAUUAAGGAUAAUAAAUUUAUUUAAAUAAGAUGCUCUUUAUACUUUUUUCUUUAAAAAAGAGCAAGAUAUUAAUAAAUUUUUAAUUUUAGUUAAGAAGAAACAUUUAACUUAUAUCAAAACUUUUUAGAUAAAAAUUAUAUAUAAUUUUUUAUUAUAAAAUUAAAUUUUGUUCCAAUUUAAAGGGGGGUUAAUUUACCAAAAAAGUGGAAAUUUUACCGAUAUUUUUGUUCCAAUUUAAAGGGGGGGGAGUCAGAAUCAUUAUCAAGAUAUAAUUACUUUGAAGAAGAUGAAGACAAUGAUGAAGAUUUUGCAGAGAAAAUUCCUAUUACAACAAUAAACUGCAAGCAAUUAUUGUCUAUUAAUAAAGAUGGAAAUGAAAAUAUUGAUGAAUCAUUGAGAAUAAAAUAUGAAAAGCUUAUAAAAGAAGCUGAAAAAAUUGAUGAUAAUGAAAAUGAUGGAAGUAAAAAAUAUAUAGAGAUGAGAAAAGAAAGAUAUCAGCAGCCAAAUAUAUACAACUUUCCUGAUGAUGGCGCGCAAUGCGCCAUCAUCAGGCCAUGUCGGGAGAGGUUCCUCAUGGAGGAAUGGUUCCACGUGUGGGAACCCUCCUUUUGGUUCGUGAAAAAAGAGGGUUCCACACGUGGAACCAUUCCUCCAUGAGGAACCUCUCCCGACAUGGCCUGGUGAUGGCGCAUUGCGCGCCAUCACCAGGAAAGUUGUAUACUUUUAAUAGAAAAUGAUGAAAAACAGCUGAAAAUUGUUGCAGGGCUUAAUGACAGAUAUGAAGCUGGCUCAGAGGUAUAUAUGAGUUACGGAAGAGAUUCAAACAAAAGGCUUUUAUCUGUCUAUGGAUUUUCUUUGAAAGAUAAUAAGUAUAAUUAUGCAAGAAUCAAAGUCAAUUUAACUGAUCUAUCAAGUAAUCUGAAUCAGAUUCAAUACAUGAUAAACUCUAGUCUUGAUGGGAUUUAUGCAUUUAAAAUCAGGGAACGUCACUUAUGUUUAGGUAUUUCAUAUGCAGAUCUUUUAAGAGUUAUAAGAGCCCUUAAGUGGAGUAACAAAUUCCCAGAAGCGGCUUUUUUCCUUCCAGCAAGCAUUGACUUAGAAAUUCAGACAUUUGAGUAUGCAAAAAAUAUUCUAAAUAGAUGAAUCUCUCGUUAUCCCACAACAUAUGAGCGUGAUUUGGAGCUUCUUCAAGAAAACCCACCAUUAAAACUGUAUUUUGCUGUAAAGGAUAAUUAGUUAGUAUAUAGAAGUGAAGUCAAAAAAAUAUUGCUGAAGCAGAUGCAGUUAAUAGACAUUAUAAUGAGACUCCUAAUGAAAUUAAAAAUAGGAGCUGAAAUAGAGCAAGCGUUAAAUGAAGAACUCGAGAACUCUGAAGAUGGAUUAGGAAACAAAAGAGUUAUUGAGGUAUAUUUAGAUAUGCUGAAAUAA
Molecule: messenger RNA, 2690 nt
Organism: Blepharisma stoltei
Lineage: Eukaryota; Ciliophora; Heterotrichea; Heterotrichida; Blepharismidae
Source: the annotation of a GenBank genome assembly